Messenger RNA from Cylindrotheca closterium, 1740 nucleotides. NCBI's taxonomy places the organism in Eukaryota, Bacillariophyta, Bacillariophyceae, Bacillariales, Bacillariaceae. The record is from the annotation of a GenBank genome assembly.
AUGGUCACUUUUCUCCGACCAAGAGAGACGAGUAGGAGAAUUUGGGCGUUUGGAAAUGAUGCUACCUGCAACUUUUCAGCAUUUAUCAGCCAAACAACCACUGCUGGAAUCUGGUACCAGGGGAUGUUGUCAAUCUACUUUCUAUUGACUACUCGAUAUGGUAUGAAAAAUAUUACUAUCGCCAAGCGCAUUGAGCCAUUCAUGCACAUCGUGGCAAUCGGAUAUCCACUGUGCACUGCCAUUGCUGGUGCUGCUAUGGGUAUCUAUGGGGAGAGGGCUGGAGGAGCAUCAUGUUAUGUGAUUAGCUACGACAGCAACGAUGUACCCGACGCUUGGUAUGUCCAAGAAAAAAGCAGCAUGCGCGACGGAAUGGUAUAUAUUUUCUAUGCGCUGCCUGUGGUUUUGGUUACACUGUGCUUAACCUGUACGCAAUUGAGCAUAUACUUGUUGAUUCGGCGCCAUACUCGAAAGUUCCCGUCUCAACCAAGUGAGGAUUCAACAUCAAGCAAAGACGACCUGUCAUUUGGUUGGAGCGUGCUUCCAAUGGGUACAUCUCAAGAGUCUUCAAGAAGCCCAAGAUGUCCAGUAGUGUUGAGUGUCCAAAGCAAGGGCAAGAACAAAGAAAAUUCAACGGCACAGUCAACGAAACAGUCCCGACGACUGCGGCUGGUUUGUUCACAAUCAUUUCUGUUUGUGAUAUCGUUUGUGUUCUGCAAUGUCUGGAAUUUCAUUAUGGGUAUAAUGCAGAGCCGUUCUCGCACCCAGGCUGAUGACAUGGGACUGCUGGUAAAAUACUAUCAUUUUGCUGUGCUACAAGCAAUACUGCUCCCUAUUCAAGGGUUGUUCAAUUGUCUGAUUUUCUGUCGACCCAAGUACUUGGUGAUAAGACUCGAGUUCCCUAGGGAAGGGAGACUGUGGACCGUCAAGCGAAUACUUCUUGGGGAUAGGCUUCCUCAAACUGCUUUCCGGAUGAACCCCGGUGGUCAUGUUGCAAAUUCUGGAAUUCCGCAAAGUGAACCGGAAUCAGAUGCAGAUGCACCUGUCGGGGAUACAAAGACUUCCAAAUUGGUUCCUUUACGCCUUCUACGAAACAUGAUAUCUUCCUUGACGGCAAGUGACGGUGACUGUGAUGAUCAUGCGAACGAUGAACUUAGGAGCGAUGAACGAUGGCACGAAGCUGACGUCCAAGUGGACGAAGGCUCUCCUUCAGACCUUGUCGCAGGUAUCAAUCGAUUGACAACGUUGGAAGCUAUCAGUGAAGUGUCAGAAACUGUAUAUGAUUUGACGCCGUAUCAGGCCAACGGGUCACAUCUUUCUGCAAGUUCUGUGGGAUUGUCAUUGCCCACGGAAGCGUCCGAGAGUCGUUGGAAAGGAACAGAAGCAAUAUCGAGACCAAUGACUACUCUGGGACCUCCUUCUGCUGUGGAAAGUAGCGGAAGUGACUUGGGUGACGUAGAACGGCCACCUUCAAAGACUGAUUCGAUUAUUGAUGUUCCAACGCGCAAGCCCGAUAUAUCUGAUCUACCAAUCCAGGUACCGCGACGGACAAUGGAUGUAUUGGAGGCAUCCAAUUCUUCUCUUUCUGCUCCACACUUGUCCGAGUAUUCAGCAGCAGUGGUAUGUCCAGAAAGGCUAGCAAGUGGGCAUGAUAGACCAAGAGGGAAACUAGUAUUUGAUAUACCUUUGGCUCCACCACAACGGUUCACCAGCAUGUCACCUUCUGAAAUCGAAGAUGAGUGA